Molecule: messenger RNA, 1979 nt
Organism: Stegodyphus dumicola
Lineage: Eukaryota; Metazoa; Arthropoda; Arachnida; Araneae; Eresidae
Product: cytochrome P450 4C1-like
Molecular function (GO): monooxygenase activity; oxidoreductase activity, acting on paired donors, with incorporation or reduction of molecular oxygen; iron ion binding
Source: RefSeq, a predicted model, not a curated record
UGCGCGUUUGUUAUUAUGCUUUAAGAAAUCUCUUAGUACUCAAAGAUCACGUAAAACUCUGGAGAAAAUUUGAAGAGUGAAAUCAUUUUUAGCGAUGGAACCACUAUGGAUGUUACUUAUGUGUCUUAUAUUUCUUGGACCGGUGUUAUUCAUUUUUCUUCUUACAGGAAUUCAUCUUUCGCUCUGCAAAUCUAAAACAGCCAAAAGUUAUGAGAAUCUUCCAGCCUAUGGUAGAGAUAAACCUCUUUUACUCAUAUGGCAACAUUAUCAACAAAUAAGUAGAAUAGUAAAGGACGGUCCAUUAGCAGCGUAUUUCUUUAACAUUAGCUCAGCUUUUGCAUCCAUGUUCCAACAUGAAGGACUCUUCUUUAUGUGGAUUGGAUUCCAACCGUAUGUCUUCAUUUAUAAACCAGAGCAUAUCAAGGCAGUCCUAACCAGCAGAUUAGCUGAUGAUAAAUCUCAAGAUUAUGAUCAUUUGCGGCACAUCGUUGGAACUGGUUUAGCUACGAGUUUUAGUAAAAUGAAUGCACAACGAAGAAAAUUGCUGCAACCAGCCUUUCACUCAAGAAUUUUGGAGAAUUUCAUCCCUACAUUUAAUGAGCAUUCAUUAGUUCUCGUUAGCAAGUUAAAAACUACAGUGAAUAAACCAUGGAUUGAUAUAACGCCUAUGAUGACUGCUUGUGCAUUGGACAUUUUAUGCCAAACUGUAAUGGGUAUUCGGAUCAAUGCUCAGGAAGGAAAUAAAGCAGCUGUAGAAUACACAGAAGCUGCGGAAGAGAUCAUGGAUCUAUUCGUGCAUCGUAUCGUAAGACCGUGGUUCUCUUCUGAUUUUGUAUUCUUCUCCAGCUCCGCAGGACAGCGAUUUCGAAAAGCUAGAAAAUCCGUAGAUGAUUUCACUGGGCAGGUCAUUCAUGAAAAGAAAGCGACUCUCAAAGUAGAUGAAGAUAAUAAUGAACUCGAUCAGUAUUCUAAAAAAGGAAGCAAAUCAUUCUUAGAACUACUGCUGGAACAUCAUGCUAAAGAUCCAAAUCUUACGUUGAAAGACGUUCAAGAUGAAGUAGACACUUUCAUGUUUGCGGGACAUGAUACAUCAACUAUCCUUGUAAACUGGGUUCUUUAUCUUCUUGGUCUUUACCCUGAUAUCCAGGAUAAAGUUUACCAAGAGCAAUGUUCUAUAUUUGGAAAUAACAAGACAGCAGAUGUUACUAACGAAGAUCUGAAGAAUAUGGUAUACUUAGAAAACGUUAUAAAGGAAACUCUACGACUGUAUCCACCUGGACCCCUCAUAGGAAGAAAAUGUAAAGAAAGCAUUAAAACUGGUUCAUACACAAUUCCAGCCGGAACAAAUAUUUAUCUAAAUAUAUACAAGCUUCAUAGAGAUCCAGCUGUGUUUCCAAAUCCAGAAAAAUUUGAUCCAGAAAGAUUUUCUCCAGAAAAUAAUACAAAGAGAGAUACAUUUUCCUACAUUCCAUUUUCCGCUGGAGUCAGGUCUUGUAUAGGUCAGAGGUAUGGAAUGAUCGAAACAAGAGUAAUUUUAAGCCAUAUUAUCCGAAAUUUAAAGGUUAUCUCUUUAGAUCCGAGAGAUAUGAUGAAUGUUUACAUGAAAGUUACGUUGAGAUGGCCCAAUCCAUUACGCCUACGGUUCUCCUUGCGACCAUAAAAUGUUCGUCGAUGAAAAAGGGAUGCUAGAGAUAAGCUUAAAAUCGAAUUAAAAGAACUUGCAUACUUUUUUCUACAUGGAUUUAACUUCUGAAGUAGCAUUAUUUUUAGUUUUUUAACUCAUCUGUUUUGUGUUAUAGGAUGUUAAGAGCAACAGAACAUGUGUUGCCGUAGAAACAUUCAAAGUACAAAACCAACAACACAUUCUGUAUGAGUCAUAUUUGUGAAGUAUUCUGCUGUAAAUGAACUAGAACCUAAAGUCAUCCGCAGUGUACAUAAGUCCACCUGUGAUAUAUAAAUAAAACAUUUUAUAUAAAUUA